UCUGACUUACAUGUUAUAAUAUUAUCUUAUCUACGUGCCACGGAUUCUUACCAGACAGUGCGGUUUAUUAAAUAUUAGAGCAAAUUUAGGUACCGACUAUCGAGAACAUUAGACAAGAAUAAUAAUAUUAUAAACUUUGAAUAAGCAAAGAUUUUUUCUUUCUUUAUUAUAUCUAGUUCAUUUUUUCCGAAUUCAAAUCAUAUAACUCUUUUUAAAAUAAAAAUAGUUAAUGUUAAUUAUCCUCUAAAAAUGUCUCUAACAUAAGCUAUAGUUUAUAACCUAAGCCUUAACGAAUCCUGUAGGUACGUUGAUUUGCUUGCAUGACUAUACGAGCGAGUUAUCUCCUUAUCAAAAACACAUAUAAUUUGCAAGAAUUGAUUUUGUUUUUUUAACAGAGUGCAGAAUUGACUUGUUAUUAAAUUUAAAGAACAUAGAAUAUUAUCUUGCAGGCCAUAUCAUAGACAUUAUUCCACGAUGUUUUUAUAUUAAAUUUUAAGGUGAUUCAUAAGGACUUUAAAAUUGUAGUAUUUUAGUUAGGUACCAGAUACUUGGUACCUACUUGAAAUAUGCUCACAAUGAAGUUUGAUACACGCGGGUUCACUAAAACACUUUAAUUACUAAUAAGUAUAAUAAUAUAAUGUUAUAAUAGAUUUUAUGUAAAAUAUACGUGAUAAUAUAAAGAAUAAGUGAUGAGUAAAAAAAUGCUAAUUUUUCAGGUAACGAUAUAAAACAAUUUCACCGUGGCAUACUGGUGGUGUUGCAGUUUUGACCCUUCACCUUUCCACAGGUAUCCGUCAUUAUACAUUGUGUUUUAUAGUACGUGAUUUUACUAUCGUAAAUUUCAAUUAUUUUAUCGUCCAAGCAAUAACAUGAUCUGAUAAUAAUUGUCUACCGUUUGGAUUUAUAUGUCAUCGUUGCAGAAGUGUAGAUUGCACUGAAUCCAUAAUUUUGUAUGAAUUAAAAAAUCUAAACUUAAGCUUUUAAAAUGCACAAGUACUUUUUAUUUGCUACGUUAAUCGUAAGCAUACCAUUUCAACGCAUUUUAUGCCAGCUUAAAGAUACGGAAACUAAACUUCAAGCAAUUAUAACACCUAUUGACAUGCUGUAUCGAGAUGAACUAAAUUCUUUAAACCAAAUACCAAUUCGUUCCAAUCGUAUUCAAAAACGGAGUAACAUUAAAACCAAAGGAAUCUACAUAACCAUAUGGUUAAAAAAAAACACUCAGGUGGUGAACUCUGAAGCGAAGGAAAUUGUGUUCAACAAGGAAUCGAACAGUCAUUAUCCUGGCUGCUACGCAGAUGUAAAACGAUCUACUUGUAAUGCAAUGGCCGAAGUCAUCCCAAGCCAAUACAGUGAAGGUUUUUGUUGUUCUUGCAAGAUGGCGGUCAAUAUCCAGAGACAGAUGAACGACUGUCAAGGACAAACCCGGUUUAGGCACGUUAUCCACGGGAGGAACGCCUUUUUAAACGAAGACAUCGAAACGCUGAUCAGUCGAAUGGUGGACAAUAUUGACUCCGAUGACGAGAUGAUUGCAAACGAUACCGGAAGAUCAUCAUCGGGUACUUAUAAGAGACAAAUACGAGGGGGCCAAAGCUGUGAAUCCACAAAUAGGCCUGCAGGAAAUAUCGACGAAGAGUAUAGGUUACACGAGAGCAGUCACUGUUUGCAGUUCAGUGACUUAUGGUACAACGUGAACAAGUUGGAAUCUACGUCAUACCAUCAUUCGCUUACAAUAAGUAUUUAUGAAAAAUAUACAAUGGAUAAUAUUAUACCGUUGUACAGGAAAAUCAUUUCCAAUGUCAAAUUAAGCAACAAUAACAAGAAUUAUGAAAAUGACGAAUCAACUGUGCAAGCAAAUUAUGUAGCUUUAACAUUUGGUGAUGAUCAAUACUAUAGUUUAGACAUAAACAGCGAUAGACUUUUGAUACCAGAAAAAGUACCAUUAAUAGUCAAACAUCUUUAUCCACAAUCAACGGACGAUCCAAAAAAAUAUUUAAUUUUAAACGCAAACAAUAUAAGUACCAAAGGUGACGAAUGUAAUAAGGCUGGAGUAUCAUAUGAAGCGUUCUUCAAACAAUCCAAUAGAUGUGGAGUGAAAAGAUCUAGCUGCUUGAACAACCAACCAUCACAUUUGUGGAAACAUGAUAUGGAUGCAAUCGAGUCAGGAAUUCCAGGGAGUUAUUUUUUAGAAAAUUUCGUUACAUUUCCACAAAAUUCAAAAGUAAUGGAAAAAAUUAAUGGGACUGAAACGUUAAAUUUACAUUAUGAAAUGGAUUAUACUAGUGAAUUAUUGAUUCAUAAGGAAACAAAUUAUAACAGUGUACUUACAACAAGUAAUUAUAUUAGGUAUACAUUGUAACAACGAUUUAUUUGCCAUGAAUAAUCUGUUCUAACGAGGUCUAUAAAGUCGUACAAUACAAUUCAUUGACACAGAUAUUAUAUAAAUAUCUAGUAUUUUGUCUUUUUUAUAGCCAAUGUUGUAUACUUUUAGACAUUCCUUCGACACUUUUGGCCCCCAAGUAUUUGUUUCUUAUAAGUACGCAAUGAUCCUGCAGUAUUGUUUGCAAUCAUCUCGUUGUCCGAGUCAAGAUUGUCUACCAUUCGA
Messenger RNA from Acyrthosiphon pisum (pea aphid), 2605 nucleotides. RefSeq names its product hapless 2-like. NCBI's taxonomy places the organism in Eukaryota, Metazoa, Arthropoda, Insecta, Hemiptera, Aphididae. Bases 986 to 2359 code for a protein of 457 amino acids. The record is from RefSeq and is a predicted model, not a curated record. The transcript is spliced from 9 exons.